GCCCAAGGCGCGGGUCCGGGAGCAGGAGAAAGGCCGUGGAGCAGCGUCCGAGACUAGGAAGCGCGGCGCUCGGCGGGAUCCUUUCCGGAAGCGGAAGCUCGGGGGGCGGGCCAAGAAGGUUCGGGAGCCCAAGGCGGUUAAUUCUUUCUACCGUGAGGCUUCGCUUCCCUCGAUCUGGGCUUCUCUGAGGCUGCGAGAGAUGGUCAGGUCUGGGUCUCGACCCGGCCAGGUGUUAUCUUCAGGAAGGCACACUGGACCUGCUAAAUUAACAAAUGGAAAGAAAAGGACCCAUUUAAGAAAAAUAUCGCAUUUUAAGGCAGAUUCUGGCUAUUCCAUCCAUUCUGAUUCAGAAAGUCAGGCUGAAACUGCUCAUGGGCUUGAUGGUUGCGCUUCUUUGCUGAGGAGCAUUUUGAGAAAUGAAGAUUCAGGUUUAGAAUCAGCAUAUUUAGAAAACAGAUCUAAUUCUAGACCUUUAGAAAGCAGAAAAUAUGGAUCUAAAAAGAAAAGACAUGAAAAACAUACUGUUCCUUUCGUAGUCCGGAAAGAAACAUCAUCUUCAGAUAAUAAGAAACAGAUACAUAAUGAAGCUCCUGCUAGAAGUGAAAGAGACACAUCAGACCUAGAACAAAAUUGGUCAUUGCAAGAUCAUUAUAGAAUGUAUUCACCCAUAAUAUACCAAGCCCUCUGUGAGCAUGUGCAGACUCAGAUGUCACUGAUGAAUGACUUGACUUCAAAGAACAUCCCUACUGGAAUACCUGCUGUACCAUGCCAUGCUGUGUCUCAUUCUGAAUCUCAGGCAACUCGGCGGCCACCCUGCCCUCCAAAGGUUCAUUCUGAAGUUGAAACUGUUGGUGACAGUCAGUUUGCAUCACAAGGUAAAACAGUUUCUGCGACUUGCACUGAUGUUCUACGGAAUUCAUUUAAUACCAGCCCUGAAGUUCCAUGUAGCCUGCCCAAAACUGACGUAUCAGCUAUUCCAACAUUGCAGCAACUGCGCCUUGUUAAUGGGAUUCCGCCACAACAAGGAGUUCAUAAGGAAACAGACCUACUCAAAUGUUUUCAAACAUGUAUGUCUCCUUUUCGAUCUCAUGGAAAGGAAACACAUCUGGAUGGUCAGACACACCGAAGCCCUACUCAAUCACAACCAGCUUUCCUGGCCACUAAUGAAGAAAACUGUGCCAGAGAGCAAAUUAGAGAGGCCAGAAGUGAAAGAAAGGAUUUAAACCUAUGUAUGCAAGAUACAAAAACAGUCAAGGAUGUACAGAAGGCAAAAAAUGUGAACGAGUUAGCUGAAAGAGUUAGAAUUAUAAAAUAUUUGCUGGGAGAGCUCAAGGCCCUUGUAGCAGAAAAAGAGGAUUCAGAAAUUCAGAGGUUGGUUACAGAAAUGGAGGCAUGUAUAUCUGUACUUCCAGCAGUAAGUGGAAACACAGAUAUUCAAGUUGAGAUAGCACUGGCCGUGCAACCAUUAAGAAGUGAGAAUGCUCAGUUACGAAGGCAGUUGAGAAUUUUGAACCAGCAACUCAGUGAACAAGAGAAAACUCAUAAGCCAUCUGGUGCUGCGGAUUGCAACCUUGAAUUGUUUUCUCUUCAGUCAUUGAAUAUGUCACUGCAAAAUCAAUUGGAGGAGUCACUAAAGAGCCAGGAAUUACUGCAGAGUAAAAAUGAAGAGCUCUUAAAAGUGAUUGAAAAUCAGAGAGAUGAAAACAAAAAAUUUACUAGCAUAUUUAAAGACAAAGAUCAAACUAUACUUGAAAAUAAACAGCAAUAUGACAUUGAGAUAACAAGAAUGAAAAUUGAAUUGGAGGAAGCCCUAGUCAAUGUGAAAAACUCCCAGUUUAAGUUAGAAACUGCUGAAAAGGAAAACCGGAUAUUGGGGAUAACAUUACGUCAGCGUGAUGCUGAGGUGACUCGACUAAGAGAAUUAACCAGAACUUUACAGACUAGCAUGGCAAAGCUUCUCUCUGAUCUUAGUGCGGACAGUGCUCGCUGCAAGCCUGGGAAUAACCUUACCAAAUCACUCUUGAACAUUCAUGAUAAACAACUUCAACAUGACCCAGCUCCUGCUCACACCUCCAUAAUGAGCUAUCUAAAUAAGUUAGAAACAAAUCACAGUUUUAUAUAUUCAGAGUCACUUUCUACAAUUAAAAAUGAGGCAACCAUAGAGUCAGACAAACCAUAUGAAAAUAUUCUGCCCUCCAGAGGCCCUCAACAUAGUAACACUAGGGACAUGGAGGAAGUAUCUGCACCCGGAAUUAUUUCUGCUCUUUCAAAACAGGAUUCUGAUGAAGGGAGCGAAACUAUGGCUUUAUUAGAAAAUGAGCAUAAUUUGGAUAGUACAAUAUACAUUCCUUUUGCUAGAAGCACUUCUGAAAAUAAAUCAUCACUAUGUAAGAGGCUGUCCCCUCAGCCACAAAUAAGAGCCGCUAUAACACAGCUAGUCAGCAACAGUGGACUUGCUGUCUCUGGAAAAGAAGAUAAACUGUGUACAUCUGUAGCCUGUUCCUCUUCCACAAAGGAAGCAGAAGAUGUGCCUGAAAAGCUUUCCAGAACAUCUGAUAUGAAGGACAUACAGCUCCUCAAGAAAAUAAAGGAAGCAAUUCGUAAGAUCCCUGCUGCCACUGAGGAUACAGAGGAACAAACUGCAUGUCCUGGCCCAUCAGGUUGUCUUAGCAACAGCAUUCAAGUGCAGGACAGUACUGUCUGUGAUGGUAGUGUUUUCACUUCUGACUUGAUGUCUGACUGGAGCAUCUCUUCAUUUUCAACAUUCACUUCUCGUGAUGAACAAGACUUCAGGAAUGGCCUUGCGGCAUUAGAUGCCAACAUAGCUAGACUCCAGAAGUCCUUAAGGACUGGUCUUCUGGAGAAAUGAAAUCAGAAGAAAAUUCAUCAAGUGCUUUUUUUAAAACUAGAAGUUGGCCUUAUUGAAUGUGUAUCUUUCUUUAGUGAAAUGAUGUUUUUAUAUUAUUAAUUAUAUGUGAAGUAAUUGUACAAGUAAUAAAUGUAUUAUUGAGAUAUAUUGACACUGAGGAGCUUAUAAAAACAAGUCAUCUUAAGAAGUUGACAAUUGCUACAAGAAGCAAGUUUUAGAUAACUAGGAAAUUAUUGUAAGUAAUGUUUUAUUUCAGUACUCGGCAUUUAGAGUUCUUUUAUUAAGAUGUACCUUCUGGAUUAAGGGUACGGGUUCAAAGAGUUCUGUGGUUGUCCUAAAAGAUAAUGGGAAAAGAAUCUCUGGAUGUAAUUUUUCUAUUCAAACUAGAAUUUUUUGGUUUGUUUGUUUCAGUGUACUUUUUUUUUUUUUAAUAGCAAUGUGUUUUUAUAUGGAAUGCUGUGUGCUACAGGCUAGUGUUGUUGGUGACAUAUAUAAUAAACAUUUAUUUAA
Messenger RNA from Saimiri boliviensis boliviensis (Bolivian squirrel monkey), 3379 nucleotides. Its product is annotated as coiled-coil domain-containing protein 14. The record is from RefSeq and is a predicted model, not a curated record. Gene Ontology annotation, biological process: protein localization to centrosome. Gene Ontology annotation, cellular component: centriolar satellite. NCBI's taxonomy places the organism in Eukaryota, Metazoa, Chordata, Mammalia, Primates, Cebidae.